Molecule: messenger RNA, 339 nt
Organism: Monoraphidium neglectum
Lineage: Eukaryota; Viridiplantae; Chlorophyta; Chlorophyceae; Sphaeropleales; Selenastraceae
Exons: 2
Coding region: 1-339 (112 amino acids)
Biological process (GO): protein import into chloroplast stroma
Cellular component (GO): TOC-TIC supercomplex I
Source: RefSeq, a predicted model, not a curated record
AUGCUGCUGGUGCAGGCCGUGAGCCAACACCGGCAGAAGCGCUCCAGUGACGUCAUCACCAGCCUCAACAACCUGCUGAGCGCGUACCGCGCGCAGCCGGAAGCAGGCGGCGUGGGGGCGGUGCAGUGGGGGGAGCACGAGGAGCUCAAGGAGCUGUUCGCCACCUACUGCGGCAGGGUGGAGGACGGCGCCAAGAGGGAGGAGCUGGCCGGCCUGUUCGGCCUGGCCCCCUCUGAGCGCGACGAGGUCGCCGCCGCCGUCGCCGCCGCCACCGCCAGCGGGGAGAAGGCGAAGCAGCAGGCCGAGGAGGAGAAGGACGAGGUCGACCUGUUCUUCUGA